Fusarium graminearum PH-1 is the source of this 2304-nucleotide messenger RNA. RefSeq lists its product as uncharacterized. Bases 1 to 2304 code for a protein of 767 amino acids. The transcript is spliced from 2 exons. The record is from RefSeq and is a predicted model, not a curated record. Lineage: Eukaryota; Fungi; Ascomycota; Sordariomycetes; Hypocreales; Nectriaceae. Gene Ontology annotation, biological process: proteolysis. Gene Ontology annotation, molecular function: dipeptidyl-peptidase activity; serine-type peptidase activity.
AUGGCUGCCAAAGUCGUUCUGGCCACUCUUUUGGCUUUGGCCCCUCUGGGUCUGGCUGUCGAUCCUCCUCGCAAGCCCCAUCAACCCACAGGCGAGGGAGAUCGUCUCCUCACCUUUAACGAGACGAGCCCGAGCGCCAAAUUGAGACCGUCCUCUAUAAGCGUUGACUGGUCUUCUGCCGGCGGUGACGGAAACUACAUCGUCCUCAGUGACGACGGCGAUCUCGUUCUGGAGGAUAUCCUCUCUGAGAAGACCACCAAGUUUGUCACGGCCGAUAAGCUCCCCAAGGAUCUGCACGAGUACUGGAUUAGCGGUGACGCGAAAAAGGUCCUGGUUGCUUCCAACUACACCAAGCAGUACCGCUACUCGUACUUUGCCGAUUACUUCGUUCUCGAUGUUGAGUCUGGCGAGAGUGAGCCGCUUGUUGACAACCAGGUUGGCGAUAUUCAGUACGCUCAGUUUGCGCCCAAUGGGGAUGCUGUUGCUUUUGUGCGCGACAAUGACCUUUUCAUCCGCCGCAGCGAUGGCAAGGUCGAUCAGAUCACUUCUGACGGUGGUCCUGAUAUGUUCCACGGUGUCCCCGACUGGGUCUACGAAGAAGAAAUCUACGGUGGUCGCUCUGCCUUGUGGUGGUCACCUGAUUCAAAGUUUAUCGCUUUCCUCAGCUUCAACGAGACUGGUGUUGGCACAUUCACCAUCCCUUACUAUAUGGACAACGAAAAGGUCGCUCCUACAUACCCUCGCGAGCUAGAUCUUCGUUACCCCAAGGUUGGUUCCAAGAACCCAACUGUGGAGCUCAACAUCCUGGAUGUGUCUGAGGGCGAGUACAAGCCUGUUCCUGUUGAGGCCUUUGAGCCUGAGGAGCUCAUCAUUGGCGAGGUUGCUUGGGUCACCAAGGACCACAGCGCUCUUAUCUUCCGCGCUUUCAACCGUGUUCAGGACCAGGAUGCUCAUGUCGUUGUCAACCCCGAGACUCUCAAGUCCAACACUGUUCGUGAGCGUGAUGGCAGCGACGGAUGGCUCGAGCAUACCUUGUCCAUCUCCUUCGUUGGACCUUUGGGUUCUUCAGGAAAUGGAUCUUACUAUGUUGAUGUGAACGAUCAGGACGGCUGGAACCACAUCUACCUGUACCCCGUCAAUGGCGGAGAGGCUAUCCAGCUUACAUCCGGCGAGUGGGAGGUUUCCACCAUUCUUAACAUCGACACUGCCGAGAAGCUUGUCUACUUCCAAGCUUCCAAGAGACACUCUACUGAGCGACAUGUAUACAAGGUCUCAUGGGAGACCAAGAAGCUGACUCCUCUGGUUGAUGACUCCGUCCCCGGUUACUGGAGCGCUUCUUUCUCCUCCAGCGGUGGUUACUACAUCCUCCACUACCAGGGUCCCGAUGUUCCUUACCAAGAGCUUUACACUUCCAACUCGACCAGCAAGCCAGUCCGCACUCUCGUCGACAACAAGCAGUUCUACAAGAACAUCACCCAGUACAAUCUCCCCAACAUUACCUACUUUGAGCUUGAGCACCCUGAUGGCUACACCUUGAACGUCAUGCAGCAGCUGCCUCCCAACUUCAACGCAUCCCACAAGUACCCCGUUCUCUUCACACCCUACGGCGGUCCCAACUCUCAGCGCGUUGCCAAGUCUUUCCAGGCUCUUGGCUGGAAGCAGUACAUCUCAUCCGACCCUGAGCUCCAGUACGUUGUCUACACUGUUGACAACCGUGGAACUGCUAUGCGUGGUCGCAAGUACCGUUCCAUGGUGACUUCUCAGCUUGGCAAGCUUGAGCCUCUCGAUCAGAUCUGGGCUGCUGAGCAGCUUACUUCCAUGUUUGAUUAUGUCAACGCCGAGAAGAUCGCCAAGACCAUUGAAGCGGACUCUGGUGUCUUUAGCUUCGGUCUCAUCACCGCCCCUGUGUCGGACUGGCGAUUCUAUGACUCCAUGUACACUGAGCGUUACAUGAAGACAUUGGACAAGAACGAGAAGGGAUACCUCGAGACGGCCGUGCACGAUGUAUCUGGCUUCAAGAACAUCGCCGGCCAAUUCAGUGUUCUUCACGGCACCGGUGACGACAACGUGCACUACCAGCACGCUGCUGCCAUGAUUGAUCUCCUCGUGGGAUCUGGUGUGUCGCCUGAGAAGAUGAAGAUGUUUGCUUUCACGGACAGUGACCAUAGUAUUGUGUACAACGGUGCUUCGGUCUGGAUCUACAAGUAUCUUACCGCGAGGUUGUACGAUGAGGUGAAGAGACAGCCCAAGGCCAAGGCUUUGACUCACCAGUGGAACAAGAGACGUAUUGAGAUUGUUGCUUAG